Messenger RNA from Hepatospora eriocheir, 192 nucleotides. Lineage: Eukaryota; Fungi; Microsporidia; Hepatosporidae. The record is from the annotation of a GenBank genome assembly.
AUGUUUGUUGUGGAAAAGAGAGAUCGUGAUUUUCUGCUUACUCUCCUGCUUGAACACGUGGAUAAGAAUAGUAUUAUCCACGGUGAUGGUUGGAAAGCCUAUUCUGGACUAGGUACUGUAUUUAACGGCCAUAAGGCCAUUAAUCAUUCAGAAAAAAUAUUGACCUCAAUAUUCAUUGUCAGACUCAAUUAA